Patella vulgata (common limpet) is the source of this 1242-nucleotide messenger RNA. RefSeq lists its product as uncharacterized. The record is from RefSeq and is a predicted model, not a curated record. NCBI's taxonomy places the organism in Eukaryota, Metazoa, Mollusca, Gastropoda, Patellidae.
AUGGCAAAUUUUAACGACAACAGCACAGCAGACUCCAUAACAACAUCCUUUGGUCCUCAACUUAUUGGAUCCCCACUUGCUUAUCAUGCACCCCUUACACAAGUGACACAACCAAGAGCAGAGAACUCUGAUAAAUGUGGUGAAAUAGUUUUUCAAAAAACAGUUGAUGUACGUUUAGAUUUAAAUCAGAUAGAAAAGAUGACAGUUGAGUGGAAAUAAAUAGAUGUAAAGCAAGAUGAAGCCAUAAAAAUAGAUUCCACAAGAAAUAUUAAUAACAUUUAGAUGACCGAAAGAAAGUGUUGUGUUACGGCCUCAAAUUUUGGAGCGUUAUGAAAAGAAAGAAACAGACGAUUCAUUUUUAGAAAACACGUGUCAAUUCAUUUUUAUUCUGUUCCCACUUCUUAUGGGCAAGCAAACGAAACCAUUGCAAAACAAAUGUAUAUCAAACAGCCCGGGAAUCAUAUUCAUGACAUUGGACUUGUCAUAAAUCCAGCUUUUCCAUUAGGUGCUACACCAGAUGCAAGUGUUUGUGAUAAAGGCGAGACUGAGCUCAUUGAAAUUAAAUGUCCUUUUUCAGCUCGAGAUAUGACACUUACAGAAGCAUGCAAUACACUGAAAGAUUUCUUUUCAGUGCAAAAUGAUGAUGAAUAUAAAUUUAGAAACCAUAUUCACUUGUUUCAGAUUCAGGGACAAUUUCUCAUAACUGGGGCUCAAUUUUGCGACUUUUUCACUUUUACAAGACCGGAUUUCUGCAUAGAGAGAAUAUAUCCUGAAAAAGAAACCAUGCAGCAACUUGUCUCAAAAUUAUCAUGUUUUUAUGUUGAACAUUUAAAGCCAUUUUAUCUUAUAAAAUAUUCUACAUGUCUAUAAAAUAAGUUUAGCUAACCUUUGACAGCAUCAACUAUAUUCUCUAUCUGUACCAUUUCAUUAAAGCAUUUUCUUCACAGUUUUCAUACUCAAUCAGAUUUGACUUGAUAGAAUAUCUGUAAAGAAAUUUGUACAUACAUGAUUAUAUUUUAGAAUUUUUAUAUCAGAGAUUGGUAGAGACUAAUUUUGUAAUUACAGCAGUAAAAUAUUUUAAUUGUUUGCUGCUAAAGCCGGUCGUCUAAUUUUAAUAAAUAUGAUAAUUAGACUAGCCAUUAAUUAAAAAAAUGCAACAUUAACACAAUUUUCUCAAUUUUAAUUUCAUGCUAUUACCAUAACUUAGAGUUACAGAUGCAUAAAGAAUGUAUGUACUCUAUA